Molecule: messenger RNA, 2058 nt
Organism: Beta vulgaris subsp. vulgaris (sugar beet)
Lineage: Eukaryota; Viridiplantae; Streptophyta; Magnoliopsida; Caryophyllales; Amaranthaceae
Product: serine carboxypeptidase-like
Exons: 9
Coding region: 59-1546 (495 amino acids)
Biological process (GO): proteolysis
Cellular component (GO): vacuole
Molecular function (GO): serine-type carboxypeptidase activity
Source: RefSeq, a predicted model, not a curated record
ACGAACGAGUUCCUUUGUAUAAGUUUGGAUCACAAGCUUCCGUAAACUCAACUUAGAAAUGGAAAAACUGAUCGUUGUCACUCUUCUCUUCUUCCUCCCCUUGUCGUCCGCGAGAUUUUCAAUUUACGAUGAAUUUCAGCCCGAUAAUUCCAUAAGAGAGCUUAAUUUAUUUCCUAAGAAGUCUGUCAACAUAAUCAAUGGCUCCGAUAAUGGCGAUUUUUCUCACGAUGGCCCAAAACUCGUCGAGAGGAGAUUCAAAUUCCCUAAUUUCUACGAUCCUAAGGAUGCUAAUGUUGAAGAGUUGGGCCAUCAUGCUGGUUAUUUUCAGAUUGAACACGCUCGUAAUGCCAGGAUGUUCUACUUUUUCUUUCAAUCACGCAACAGCAAGGAAGACCCAGUUGUUAUCUGGUUAACUGGAGGGCCGGGUUGCAGCAGUGAGUUGGCUCUUUUUUAUGAAAAUGGACCAUUCAAAAUCGCAAACAAUAUGUCCCUUGUAUGGAAUGAGUAUGGCUGGGACCAGGCUGCCAACCUCAUCUUUGUUGACCAGCCUAUUGGGACUGGAUUCAGUUAUACUACUGACAAGCGUGACAUACGGCAUGAUGAGCGAGGAGUCAGCAAUGAUUUGUAUGACUUUUUACAGGCAUUUUUUACUGAGCACCCAGAUUUUGCAAAAAAUGACUUCUACAUCACUGGAGAAUCGUAUGCUGGCCACUACAUUCCUGCCUUUGCUUCUUGUGUUCAUAGCAAUAACAAAGCUAAGAAAGGAAUCCAUAUCAACCUCAAGGGUUUUGCUAUUGGGAACGGGCUGACUGAUCCUGCAGUGCAAUACAAAGCUUAUCCUGAUUAUGCACUGGAGAUGGGGUUGAUCAAGAAGUCAUCCUACGACGUGAUCAACAAGAUUGUUCCUGUGUGUGAAAUAGCAAUAAAACUCUGUGGUACAAAGGGUACAGUCUCCUGCUUGACAUCAUAUGUCCUAUGCAACACUAUAUUUACAAGCAUUAAAUUGCUAACUGGUGAUACUAAUUAUUAUGAUAUCAGGAAGAAGUGUGAGGGUAAACUCUGCUAUGACUUCUCAAACAUGGAGAAGUUCUUAAACCAGGAAUCUGUUAGGACAUCUCUGGGUGUUGGGGACAUUGAUUUUGUGUCCUGCAGCCCCACUGUGUAUCAGGCGUUGCUCACCGAUUGGAUGAGAAAUCUUGAGGUUGGCAUCCCAGCACUUCUUGAGGAUGGAAUUCAGUUGCUUGUAUAUGCUGGAGAAUAUGAUCUCAUCUGCAAUUGGCUUGGUAACUCAAGAUGGGUACACGCUAUGGAUUGGAGUGGUCAGAAUAAUUUUGUAGCAUCAUCUGAGGUUCCAUUUGAAGUGGAUGGUUCUGAGGCAGGAAUAUUGAAGAGCCAUGGCCCUCUAAGUUUCCUCAAGGUUCAUGAUGCUGGACACAUGGUUCCCAUGGAUCAGCCAAAGGCAGCCUUAGAAAUGCUGAAGAGAUGGACCCAGGGUUCACUAUUGUCACCAACUUCCUUGCCUGAAGAUCUUGUUGCUUCCCAAUGAUUGCCUCAGUUCUGCUCUCAUAACUUUCAGCAGUGCCAGCAGUGCCAGCAGUGCCUGUAUAUUUUCUGUGGCAUGAAAAAAUGGUGUCCAUAGUCUUUCCAAAGUUCUAAUUGUGCAUUUGGUUGGAUAUAUACUCCAUCUGUGCAAAAAAUACGCGACUAUUCGACUUUAUAGUGACUUAGAAAUGAUUUAAGCAUGCGUACUUUGGUUGUGUUUGUACUUUUAAAAAAAUGAGGUAAGAAAGAAUCCUAUGAGCUACCUUCGCACAGGGUUCCUACCUAGAGGUCCAUACAUCCCAACUCUCCUUAAAUUACAAGCAAAGAGUUGGAACCUUAUACUUCGCUGUUGAAGAUGGGAAAACUCACCACCUCCAAUUAUUAAGGGUUAUAUUUAUAUUUGGUAAGUCUAUAACUAUGUAUAUUUCCCUUUGUUUUUUUAAAAUACCAAACUAUGUUCAAAAUAACAAUGUGUUUUUUUUCUUUGGAUACAAUGAUUUUACACUCUGUGUUUUA